Lacerta agilis (Sand lizard) is the source of this 1485-nucleotide messenger RNA. Its product is annotated as V-type proton ATPase subunit S1-like. The record is from RefSeq and is a predicted model, not a curated record. NCBI's taxonomy places the organism in Eukaryota, Metazoa, Chordata, Lepidosauria, Squamata, Lacertidae. The transcript has 10 exons. Bases 50 to 1432 code for a protein of 460 amino acids. Gene Ontology annotation, cellular component: proton-transporting V-type ATPase complex.
UAUAGUUUCCUGUUCAAGGAACAAGCCACACACAAACCCUGCCGGCAUCAUGGCAAGAUGCAGCGCUGUUUCAUGGAUACAACUCAUCUGCUUUUCCAGCGUGCUAUGCAAAGGAGUUUUGUCCUUGGAUCAUGUGCCAAUGCUGCUCUGGUCGACACACAGAUCCUUCCAAGGCUUGGCAACCACUUUACAUGAAGGGCAUGUUAUCUCAAAGCAUGAGCUGCAUCCAUUGCUGAAGCAAGCUCUGGCUUCUCCUGAUCCCAGAAACGUCGCCUUGUUUCUUCAAGAUGCGCUUAGUGUGGAUGACUUCACACGUUACGCCGGCUCCUCUGGAAAUGAGACACCGUUUCGCAAUGUUCAGGAACUUAUGAAGACUUCAUCAUCUUCCUUAGUCUUGCCUGCUGUGGACUGCCAUGCCGUGAAUCACCUUUCAGGGUACCUCCAAGAAACGCUGAACUGGGCCUUGGUAAACGUAGACGGCAAAGAUACAUCACAGCUGAUGGCGAAUGGAUCCAAACCCAAUGUGUUUGUGAUAAAGCUACCACUGACCAGCAGGACGAAUGACCUAUCCACUCGAAAGGAGCUCCUGGAAAAUGACAAAAUAAUUGGAGAGUUUACUAAGUCUUUGCAGCAACAAGGAAUUGAGUUUGUGGCCAUUUAUACAGCAAGGCGACCUUCAAAGGUACCAGUGGGACCUGAUGUCGCAUGGAAGAGCAGAAGGCACCUAAUGUCUGUCGAAAGCCAAGAAGCUAAUCUGUAUGCCCCAAUAAAUGUAACCAAUGGAACAGGCCCCAAUGCCACGUGCAUCCUUUUUUACGCCACAGAUUUAAACGUUACAGUCGAUGGCACUGUCAUGAAUCUAACACAUCGCACAUUUGAAUCUCACGAAGUGGAUACCAGCAAUUCCAGUUGUUCGGGGACGAAUACCACGUUGUCGUUAAAAUACACCAACCCAGCGAAGGGCAUUGAGAGUCUGGAAAUCAGUUUUUUGAUGAGCAACAAGUACUACGUAGGCUCUGCUCGAGAGUGGUUCACUUUAGAUUUUGUUCACAUUAAACAAGACAACAAGGAAACGGCUAUAUUUACUGCCCCCUCCAUCUCUGGCCCUGCGGAGUAUUCAUUCCAUUGCCAGCUGGUGGGAACAAGCAACCAUUAUGGGGCAACGUUGACUCCCUACAAUAGUGCAGCGAAAGUGUGGCAGGUUGUCAUCUCUGAGUUCCAGAUCCAAGCGUUUAACGUUGAAGGCCGCAAAUUUUCCUACGCCAGUGACUGCACAACUUUCUUCACCCCUGGAAUUUGGAUGGCUUUGGUGACCUCGCUAGUCUUAUUACUGAUCCUGACCUUUGGGAUCCACAUGAUUGUGAACCUCACAACCAACAAUAGGUUUGAUGACCCCAAAGAUCAACCUCUGACAGUCCCACAAGGAGAAUAGCAGCCGAGAAAGAUGUGACAUUUGUCACAUGGUUGGGCCCUGCUACGCAAGAU